This is a messenger RNA of Porites lobata, 36610 nucleotides long. Lineage: Eukaryota; Metazoa; Cnidaria; Anthozoa; Scleractinia; Poritidae. The record is from the annotation of a GenBank genome assembly.
UCAGCGACAACAACAGAUGCAAUUACCUCUAGCUUGCCUACCAGAGUAUUCAGCAGUGCCUUGUCCUCCACCUCUACCAGCAAGGUGCCCAAAGACACGACUUCAAGCGCUGUUCAUGUGUCAACCUAUGUCGCGACUGGUGUCUUCGUCUCUACCCUAGCUAGUGUCACAGCAAGUAAAUCGACUUCAGCCUCUACCAGCGUAUCAACCACUGUGUCUACAAGUGUCUACAACAUUUCCUCUGCUAACUUUCCAAUCAGUGUUUCUGGAACUGCCUCGUUCUUAACCCAGGCAAUUGCGUUAUCCAGUAAGUCGACCUCUACCGCUGCUAACUUGUUAAGCAAAGUGUUGCAAACCGUCUCGCCCUAUAAAUAACUUCGGUCACAAAAUUUAUUUAUUUGUUUGCCGUCAACUUUUACGCAUGGUUUUAUAUGUUACCCAGAUUCAUGUAAUGAAUCUGAAAAUCUUAGUAAGUUCGUCUGAUAAGACGGCAAAAUGAAGCAACUUGGAGCGUGAAGUACACCAGAUACAGGUUAAGGUUAGCUUUUUUAAAGAAUGAUUCUACAUAUCAAGGCUACCAGUGCUAGCGUUGUAAACGAAAACCUAAAGUCAGAUGUUGGUGGUGACUGAUCUGUGGGAUGGCGUUAUUUUAUGUUGUCUGAAACACGAUUUUCAAAUGAUUUAUGAGAAGCUCGAAGUGAUUUCCCCCAAAUAAUUUUGACAUAACAUAAAAGUGUGAUGCUCUUAGUGUUUUCCCUUUCAAUCUUAAAAAAUUCUGAUCAAAGACACAUGAUGAAAAUCGUCGCUUUUUUCAACUACCUCUCGAGAUAAACAGGUAGCCGUACGCUUUAGCUUUUUUAUAAUUACUCAAACUGUUGUGAUAUACUGAAAAUAUUACAUAUUUUGGUCAACGACAAGUUAUACUUGAAAUGUUAGCAAGAUGCUCUUUUUCUAGCGCGGUUGUUUUGAAACGCGAGUCAAGCGAAUCAUAGUAAAUUUCAACCCUGUUUUUGCCUUGCAAAAUCGACGGCGGGCCGUGAAACGGUUUUCCGAAACGAACGGAUCUUUCGAAGAAAAAACUACACAGCGUUUAUACACUUACUUAAGUCUACCAGUAUGCAAAAGAACAGCGAUUUUGAUUUUUUGAGCUUUGCCGCAGUUUGAUUGAUAUUUGCAUGGAGUUGCUCUUAACCAGUGUGUCGGCAGGUGUCUUCGCCUCCAGACCGACUAGUGUUACGCAGAAAAACUCGAACUCUCCCUCUCCUGACUUGUCAGUAAGUGUGACACCAAAAGUCCCGGUAUUAACACCCACCAGUUUGACGAACAGCAACUCAAACUCUACCUCUGUCAACUUGUCAACCAGUGGGUCGCCAAGUGACUCGACUUCUGCAAUUAUCUUCAGCACUUCAUCGAUCAUUUUACUGCCCAGUAAACUGACCUCUACAUCAGUUAACCUGACAACCAGAGCGUCACUAAGUGUCUCGGCCUCUAUCCCGCCCAGUGUCCUGCCCAAUAACUCCGUCUUUCCUCUACUACGUUGUCAAACAGUGGGGGGUCCUUAAGUUUUCUGCCCCUCACUCCAACUAGAGUGAGCUCCAGUAACUCCACCUCUACCACAGCUAACUUGUCAUCCAUGUUAUCGCCUAGUGUUUCGGCCGCCACAUCGAUUAGUUGGACGCCCAGUAACAAGACCUCACCUGCUUAUAUGUCAAACACCGAGUCCUCGAAUGUCUCGGUAGUUAUACCUUCUGGUUUCAUACCCAGCAACCCGACAUCUCCCUCUACUAAUUUGCUAACCAGUGCGCUGGGCUACCAAGUGUCUUUUUAACGACGCCGACCAGUCUGACGAACAGCAACUCAAACUCUACCUCUGUAAACUUGUCAAUCAGUGCGUCGCCAUGUGACUCGACUUCUACAGUUAUUUUGGGCACUUCAUCGAUCAGUGUACUGCCCAGUAACCCGACCUCUACAUCAAUUAACUUGACUACCAGGGCCUCACCAAGUGUCUCGGCCUAUAUCCCGCCCAUUUUCCUGCCCAAUAACUCUACCUCUUCCUCUUUGGCUACCAACGGUCUCGGCAACGACGCUGACCCGUCUGACGAACAGCAACUUAAACUAUCCCUUUGCAAACUUGUCAACAAAAGCUUAAGCAAGUGUCUCCGCCUCCGCAUUGUCCAAAUUGACGCAAAGUAACUUGACCUGUACCUCGACUUUAUUAUCAACCAGUGUGUCGCUAAAUGUUUGGACCGCGUUUGACUCCCGGUUAUUCGACCAGAGUUUCAAACUUUACCCAACCUGUGUGACGCGCAGUCUGUCAAACACAACCUCUAACUUGUCAAACAGUGCUUGUUCAAGUGUCUUUCCUCAGUGUAAUGUCCAAUACCUCCACCUCCACCUCUACUGACUUGUCAACCAAUGCGUCACCAAGUGUAUCUUCGUUUAAAUCCACUAGAGUGACUACCAGUAACUCCACUGCUCCUUUUGCUACCAUGCUUUGGCAAGUGUCUUGGCCUUUACGCCGACUAAUUAGACCCUGAGAAGCCCAAACUUUAGUUCAGCUGAUUUUUUAACCAGUGGGUCACUGAGGUUCUCAACUUCAACUCCGACAAGUUUCACGACAGGUUUGGCGAACGACAACUCGACCCUCUAAAUAUGCUAACUUUUCAACCAGUGCUUUGCAAAAUGUCUCUGCCUUUACUCUGGCCAUUGUGACACCUAGUAACUCGACCUACACCUCAGCUUACUUGUCACUCAGUGCGUCAUCAAGUGUCUGGCAUCUGCCCUGCAGCCUUUGACAAGCACCACCUCUACCUCUAUAUCCGCAAUCUAUUCCACCACUGGUUUUCGAGGAACCUCGUCCCGAUUAGUGAGACACCCAAAAACUCAACCUUUGUCGCAGCAACGCCCCCCAGUGUUUUGUUUAGUGUAUUGGUCUUAGUGUCACGCAAAGUAAUUUGACUUUUUUUUGUCUGCUAGCUUGUCAAACAUUGCUUCACGAAAUAUCUCGGCAUCAAGCGCUACCAAUGUCUUGAUCUUUAUAUCAACCAGAUUGACGCCUUGGAGUAACGUAAAAUCGUCUUUUAAGGUUUCUUAAAAAUCAUAACAUUCUCUCUGUCAAUCAGUAUGGUUUUCGCAAGCAUCACUCCACUGCUUAUGCUCUAGCUUGUUUAUAUGAUAUUUCAAAAUUAGAGCAUCAUGGUGUUCUAGGCACUGCACUUAGAUGGUUCAAAAGCUAUCUAAGCAAUGGACAACAAUAUGUGGAAUUUAAUGGUAUCAGUUCAGAGAAUUGCGAAAUAAAGUGCGGGGUGUCUCAGGGCUCUAUACUAGGCCCCUGCUCUUUCUGCUCGGUAUACAUGAUCUGUGCAAUGUGUCAAAGGUCGUAGGCUUUAUUACUUCGGCGGAGCGCGAAGUAAAGGAUCUCGCGACGCUCAGGAAUGUAUCAAAGUUUACAUUUUUGGGACAAGAUUGGGCACGCUGAGUCCGUAGGCUUUCGGUUUUAUUCGGCUAUUUCACGAAGUGAGAGCCGAAUUAGUUCGAGCUAUCUCGAGAUCACUUCGUUUUCUUUGAUAUAUUCUUUAACUUAUUCGAGGAAGAGAGAAUUAGUAUUCUGGCUUUCCCGGGGUUUGAACCCACUCACCUGUGUGCCGAUUGCGCUACUGCGACCCAACAUAGUUCGGGAUUUGAAAAAUAGCUAUGAAAUUAUGCACUAGUUGGGCGCCCAAGUUCGUGACUUUUCGGCUUGUUUCGGCUAUUUCACCAAAUGAGACCAGACGGCUUCGUGAUAUCUUGAGAUCACUUCGAGUUAUUCGAGGAAUAAAUAGAGGAUAUUACAUUGCUGCGCAGAGACACAAAAUUUCUCUUCGAGUGUUGAAAAACAUUUCACGAGUGAGUGCUCCUUUCGAACUAUUUUAUGAUGAAUUUAAGGUUACAAUAUGCUGCAAAAAGACGUUUUGUCUUUGUUGAGUUGGAAAAUUGUUACGUUGGAAAAUUGCUUUCAUGCGUUGUGUGACUUUCUCGAACGUUCUUUACGUUUUUGGAUUAUUCAAGAUGGAAAAUGAAAAAUUUUGACCCCCCCUCAAAUUUUGCAUGCAAUUAGAUAUUGCUGGGGGAUGUCUACAGAAGUCAUACACAAGUCCUUAGCAAGCCAAGCCACAUUUCGUAAACACGCACGCUUCCACUUUGCAUUUAUGGCGUAUUUCUUCAUUAGAUGUCAUCAGUCGCUCCAGAGAGAGUUAAACCUCAUUAGUUUUUGGUCAUUAAGCCAAGCAUUGGAAUUAUCUACGUAUUAAAAUCUAAAAUCUCAAGUCCAGAAGCUUAGAAAGCUGAACUAGUAGUCACUCGUGGACAUCCCCGUGAACAUGCAACCUCCCCUGGUCAGCGGUGUUAAUCGAUGCAACAUAAACAAUUUCCGGGAAUUUCCGGUCAUUUCUGGUAACAUUCUUUUUCCUCACUUCCCGGAGAUAACAGGGAAAAAGGAUCGCCUGAUCGAAGGUUACAUCUGCCUUGCUUAGAGGGUCAAACGAAAUUAUUCUUUCUCAGUGAAUGUAAUCGUGAUUUUUCUACCUAUCCGCAAACUUACGGGCUCAGCAAAUUUCGGAAAGGUAUUUAAUACCGAUGGAGUUAACUUCCUACCGUCUGCCAUGCAGUUAAGUUCAUGUUAUUUUCUUGACUCUUCUGUUAAGUACUAGGGAGAAUAGCAUCAAGUGUCUCCUAUGGCGGCUCACCAUAGGAUUUGAAGCAUGUUGUACAAACACAAAUUCGUAACUUGUACUUUGAAAUACAGUAAUUAGAAAAUCUGGAACACCGCAAUGUUGGGAACAUGGACUUGACUUAUUUAAACAUGGGAGAACGCUUAAAAAAAAAAAAAAAAAAAAAAAAAGAAUUCGGGUGUCGGAUACGUACAUACAUACAUGCAUACUAGUUUAUUGUGGAAUUACAUUUAGCCAAAGGCAAGACACGUCACUUUUUCCUGGCCCUUGAAUAUUAUGAUUACAUGAGGAGCAUAUUGUUUUGUAAGAGCUUCCGUACCUUCUUUUGGAGUUUUCGAUUUUACACUUGUCCACGCAAAUAGCUGCAGAAUUCGUUGUCUCCCGACACGACUGACUGUCCCUGGGUUCUGGUUAAAAAAAAAAAAAACUUUAAGCCUAUACCUGUACUUCAAGUCUCUAGCUUUUGAUAUUCGGUAUUAGGUGAAUGAAUUUAAUUAUUACAACUGACGUUAAAUUAUCAAUAUGAGUAAACAUUGUGCUGAAAUUAUAUUGCGCUUAUACAUUCUGUUGCCUUUUUAUUCGUCUUAUUAUUCUACAAUAGUUAUAUUUCGCCUGCGUAGGAAUUUAUGCAAGCGUGAUCCAAUAGAAACUCCGUGCAGGCUAAGCUACAUAUCCUAACUUGAGAGAAAGUCUUGGGGUCAGCAUUCAAAUGAAAAGCGGGGAAAAGGUGGGAAUGUACCUGCUAUAAAGUGGCCAAACUACAUGUACUUGCAAGAAGACAAGCCGUCUAAGUAAAGUGUCAUUUCGCAAAAGGCUUUGUGAACUACUUACAACCCAAGUAAGGACUCAAAAGGAAUAGCGAUCUACUGGCAGAUGGAGCCUCUAACGAAGAGUGCAGUCGAAAUUAAUGUUGCUAGCAAUACACAAGCUGAGAAAUUACAGGUUCUCAAAUAACUUCUAGUCUAAGUUCCCUAAAUUUCGUUGUUCCAAAUUUUUGUUUUUCCCCUUAGUACUUUACAAAAGAGUGAAGAAAAUAAAAUGAACUUUAGGAAGUCAAUUAACUUCUUCAUCGGUAAUACCUUUCCAAAAUUUGCUGAGCCCGUAAUUUUGCAGAUAGGUAGAAACAUCACGAUUACUUUCACUAAGAAAGCAUAAUUUCGUUUCACCCUCUGAGCAAGGUAGGGAUGUAAACUUCGAUCAGGCGGUCCUUUUUCCCAUUAUCUUCGGGAGUGGAAGGGAAAAGGAUUUUAUUUCUACCGGAAAUUGUUUGUUUACGCUGACCAGGAGAGGUUGCAUGUUCACGGGGAUGUCAACGAGUGUCUAGUUCAGCUUUCUAAGCUUUUGGACUCGAAGUUUCGUAUUUUAUUAAAUAGGUAUGUAAUUCCGAUUUUUGGCUUAAUGAUUAAAACCUAAUGAGGUUUAACACUCUCUGGAGCGACUGAUGGAAUCUAAGGAAAAAAUACGCCGUAAAUGCAAAGUGGAAGCGUGCGUGUGUACAAGAUGUGGCUUGGCUUGCUAAGGACUUGUGUAUGACUUCUGUAUCGGCUUCUGUAUCACUUUAUAACUUGUUGUAAGUGACUGAGUAGACUAACAAUGCUUUACAAUGGGAAACAGCACAACCGGGCACAUGGUAAUGGUUCGAGAAACCGAGUGUUCGUUGAAUAUAAAUGCUACGCUACAAGCGGUGCAUUCUUAGACAUCCCCCACAAUAUGUAAUUGCAUGCAAAAUUUGAGGGGGGUUAAAAUUUUUCAUAUCCCAUUUUGCUUGAUUCUUACAGAGAAUUGCUCUUAAUCUCCCUUGUGUUAAUCCGACAUCCCUGCCUACUGAAUAAUUAUCUUCUCAACAUUCGAACUCGUAACACUGAGUUUUAGCCAAUUCCAUAAUUGACUCCUUACCCAUGCCUUACAUAUCUUUAAUCAGUACAUGAGACUGCUUUGCUGUCUAAGGAGGCAAACCCUUGAUAUUUCUAUUCAAAUUGACGGCAAUGUUAUUGAACGUGUGAAGGAAACAACACUUUUAGGUGUUAUCCUCAAUGAGCAUUUGUCAUGGAAGCCUCACAUUCUUAGCGAUUCUAGAAAAAUAUCAAAAUCAAUAGGCAUUAAUUAAGCGUCAAGUUUUUGCCUUCCAAAAACUUCCUUACGCUCUUUGUACUAUAGUCUAGUUUACCCUUACUUAAUUUAUUGUGUGUCAGUGUGGAGAUCCACAUAUCAAGGUAAUUUAAAGGUCAAAUGAACCAAAAAUUCGACAUUUUUUAUUUUAGUUCAAUUCUAGUGAAAUAUGUUUAAUGUGAGCCGAAUAAACAUACUAUGAAGUUUCAGCUCAAUUGAAGCAAGCAUCUCCGAGAUAUUCGCAAUUAAAAAUUGUUAUUUUUUUGCCCUUAUCUUCGUAGAGCGGUCGGAAAAAUUGUUGGUAAAAACAGCUUGUGACGUCAAUGUUGGUCGGGUGAAAAAAAGCGGGAAAUUCAAAACCGUUUUUUUCAAGUCGACCUGGCGCAGAAAUUGUGGUGGUUUGUGCGGCCAUAAACCUAGAAAGAACAAGCAAUUUGUCUUCAAAAGUUGCAAGCUGUGGUUAUAACUUUAUUAUUUAAUUUUCUCGAAGAAUACAUCAUAGUAAAACGGACUUUAACGACGGCAUUAAUUUUCUUGCGCUGUACUGGAAAUGUGCGUGCAUAGGUCCAAUUUGAUUCAAGAUGUAUUCUCAAAAUGUGGUCAUAUAAGAAAGUUUUUGGAUAUAUAAGGUCCGUAGCUCCACUGUGGACACAAAAACAAAAUAUCUUUGUAUAGUGAUUUGCCCAAAGAAAUUCACGCUUGCCCACAAUGUGUUUGAAGUCAUUGAACUUUGUCUCACUCGAGCUGAUAUUUUAAAAGCCACGCUCAAUCGGACGCUUGUGCUUCGCAGAACACUAAAAUAUAAACAAAAUCCUCAAUGUAGAAGUUUUGGCGUUGAUAUGUGGGCAGAAAAAGAGUUAAUCUUUAUCUAGUAAAAUCUUUCCCAAAUCGGUUUCAAAGCAACUACAGUUUUUUAAACUUGGCCGUUUCGGGCAGAUAAAGUUUGCUUUGUGUGUCAAGUUGAACAUGCAUAACACCUGUCAAAAACCAAGUAAGAGUUCCUUCAAACAAAGUUGAAGUUAUAUUAUUACAAAACUUCUCUCCAGUUAUGUAUAUGAUUUAAUUACCGACCGAGCUCGAGGUCACCUUAAAGACCAUAGACGCCACUUUAAGCUCGCAAAGAGAGGCGACAAGCAAAGAACAAUUCCAUCAUGCAUAAAAUUCAGCUUAAGUGAACUGAAAAAGCCUCAAUGAGGUUGCAAAACAACAAAUUUCCAUUAAAAAAAAAAUAAGGCUUAAGACUCUUAUACCCGCUGACAAUGAAGAAGAUCUUAAAGGCAAGAGAUCAGUUGCAAGCUUGGCACCCAAGCCAUGAUUCACCAUUUAGUUAUUUUUAAAAACUGGUCCAUGCGAGGGACUUCAUUCAAGCAAAUUAAACUCAGCAAACUGAAAACCAAAAAGUACAGAAAACUGCACGUAAGGCUUUGUUUUGCUCGCUUCAGUCAAAUCCAGCUCCAGCAAUUGUUUACGGGCAAAGAGUCAAUUGCUUUGAAGUCACUGGCGGCAGUUGUCGUUCUCAGCUACUUCACAGCGAGUGAAAAGGAAAAUUUGCGUACAGAAAGAAAACAAAACUACGAAAUUAAAAAUGAAAAAAGAAAAAAAAACUCUGACUAUUAUUACUUGAGCAACAGAAAAGUGAUCGAAGUAGCCUGUUCUUCUCGAAUAAGCUUGCGAGCCUUCUAUAGUUCUGAGGAAGUUUUAAGCGCUCAAGUUUGUUCACUCGCAAGCGUUAGCAUUACGGUUCUUUGACAAAAAGCCAAGGAUAAAGCUGGUUCUGCAAAGGUAAAUAAAUUUGGGCAUGUAAAAAAACUAACCGUAACUACCAGUGUAAAAUGGGGUUGACAGGCCUACACGACUCCCCAGCGCGUGUUUAAAAUAGACUUUCUAUAGUUUGGCUCUCACGAGUAUGUCUUUGAGCGACCGCCCUCUUUUAUAAGAUACGAGGGACGGUUUUUUGUAGAUUUCUCUCAGUAAUGGUUGUUGUUCUAUUAAAUGCCAGUUUUUCAUGAGAAUUUGCUUUAGGUUUGGGACUGAUGGUUAGCUGAUGGUUGGUAUUGUGUGACAAAAGGCAAGAUUCGUUGGUUUGUCUUUGGUUUCUGUUGAAGGGCUAGUUUCCUGUCUUUGAAGUUCACCUCUGAGAGGGUUGUGUUAAUAAGAUCCUCUGGGUAACCCCUCUGUAGCAGAUGCGCUUUGAAAUUUGUAAUUUUCUCUUCGAAUAUUAGUUUGGAAGGGUUUGUUCCGAGGAGUCGGAGGGCUUCCCCUUUAAUGAAGCCUUUUUUAACUCCUUGUGGGUGACAGGAAGCAAAAUGGGUAUACUGAAAUGUCUCAGUUGGUUUGAAAUGAGUACGCACAUCAAGGAUUGCGUCUCUUUCGAAUCUUUCGCCUUUGUAGAUGUAGGUGUCCAGGAAUGUUGUUUCCUUAUCGGAAAUUUCAGCCGUAAACUUGAUCGUAGGGUGAUGAUUGUUUGCUUGUUCAAUGAAAUGUUCUAUUCUGUCUCUGUUUGUAGUCCAGAGCGAGAAGAUGUCGUCUAUGUAACGUUUCCAAACGAGCGGUUUAAAAAGGCUUUGGCUAAGGAUUUCCGUCUCUACCUUGUUCAUGAAUAUAUUAGAAAAGGUGACUGCCAUUUUCGUGCCCAUGGCCGUACCAUGUGUUUGAAGGUAGUGUUUUCCAUUAAAGUGGAAAGAAUUUUCUUGGAGAAUUAGCCUGAGCGCUCGUUUUAGUAGUUGUUUAGGGAUAGGAGGUUCGUUUCUAUAGAAUAUUUCGUAUGCUCUGCAUACCGUGUCUAUUCCUUCCUCUUGCGGUAUAUUUGCAUACAAGCUCGUAACGUCCAUUGAAACAAGUAUGACGUCCACUGGGACUUUCGUAUUUUUUAUACUAAUAACAAAAUACAAGCGGGUUUCAAUUCAGCCCAGCGAAAGAAGGUGAAGCACUGGACGCAAAAUCAAUUCACAAAUCGAAUGCACAAUUGUCAGAAAAAUACAAACCUCGUUUGAAAUGUUCAAAACAUUUUAUUCCUCCUCAGACUGACGGAAUGAUCUGUUUUUACUCUAACAUUGGUUGUUCUGGAUCCAAAGUAAUUUUCAAGUGACGAAAAAACAACAACAACAUCAAAAACAAAAAAAAGCCUUUACAAGGAGCAAACGUUCGCACCUCGUAUAUUUGAUUCAGUCUCAGUCAGAACUCUCACAGAACGAGACAAACAAACGCAGGCGAUAAGGGAUGCGCAGAAGCUUGCGCAGAACGUUUUUCCGCCCUAAAAGACCAACAUUGACGUCACGUAGUCUCCAGUCUAUCGCGCGGCCAUUUCAGAAACGUUUUCGUGAAGUCUUCGGAAAUGCUCGGAUUUUGAUCUUUGAUCUUUCUAUAAAGGCUUGGGAUGAAAAGUCUUUACCCAAAUCUCACUUAGGAUGUUUCUUUUUAGUGUUUGGUGAAGGUAAAGCGACAAAAGAAAAUAUUUCAAUUUUUUGGUUCAUUUGACCUUUAAGUCGGAUUAUUAUUCUGCAAUAGAAGAUUAUCAGAAUAAUAUCUAAAGUUUCUUUUGAUUCUCAUACCGGUGCUCUAAAAAAUUCUCGGACAUUUAUUUAUACCAGAAAGGUAAAGUUAUGUAUCUUUUUAAAAGAGGUUUACUUCUUAAUUAUUUGCGUGAUAUGUUUACUCUUGGAAGCAAGAUCCAUUCCUAUAAUACAAGAAAUUCCAGCCCUUUUUAUAUACCUUAUUGUCGAGCUAAUUUUUCAAAAAUCCUCAAUUCGGUUUCAAGGUCCUAAGUUUUUCAACUCGCUAAGGCCCAGUUCAGACGCCGGACUUUUCAUGAGCCGAACCUAGUUCGAAUUAUGGCCGAGGCAAAUUAUUUAGACCUGAUAAAUUGAUUCAGGCGCCGAUCUUAAUUGCAGCUGAACACGUUGUAAUAAUUUAUGCAUAAUUAAGUUCGGCAUCUGAAGCAAGCCGUUCCAAAGGCGCUCCAAAUGCGAAAUUCCCGGCCGGACUAGGCGAAAAGAACGGCUGAGCCGUUCCAAAUUGAAACAGGUGUUCCUAAUUGAUUCAGAUGCCAAACUUUUCAUGUACUUAAUACAAUGUAUUAGGUUCGGCUCGUAAAAAGUUCAGCGUCUCAACCGAGCCUAAGUCGUAAAAUUCAAAACAGUACAAGUAUCAGUUUGUUUAGCAAAAGACUUUUAAAAAGUCCCUUCUUUCAUAGUCAAAUAUGCUCUUUGUUGACCUAUAUAACUUUUCUUUCACUUUGUUCCUUUUUCUUUUUUCCUUUUCUUUUCUUCACUUUUAAAAAAUUAAUCCAUUUUUCAUUCAGUACCCUUCACUCACAUGGUUUACCCUAUAGUUCCAGGAAGCCUAUAGUUUAUAAGCCCCCGGCUUCUAUAUAGGCUUCCUUCUCAUUACCACUUAAAACAUUUAAUUUUGUAAAUAAUUUUAGUUAAAAAAGUGUAUAUUGCCUUUAAUGUAUUAUAAAUUUCUUGUUAAUUGUUGUUGUAUUUAUAUGCGGUUAAUAAUGGCACAAAUAAAUGAAUGAAUGAAUGAAUGAAUGAAUGAACUCUACUUCGGCUAACCUGUCAUCAAGUACCUCGCCAAUUUGAAUCUUGUGUAGUUAUGUUUUCAGAUAUUUAUUUGUGGUCAAUCUUUACCAUGUCCUUCUCUCCUCAGACACUAAUGACUGUUAUCCAAACCCGUGUCUGAACAACGGAACAUGUACAGACGGAGUGAAUAACUACACCUGCACUUGCGUGCCUGGCUUUGUAGGGAAGAAUUGCUCAAAUAGUAAGUCUUUUAACAUCAAGUCUUAGUAUUGAGAUUUUCGGAUUCAGUCUGAAAAGUGAAUGGUAAUAUUAUUUCAAGUGAAUCGGCGCACGACCUCGCUCGUUCCUUUUGGAAAAGUCAUUUUGAAUAACUUACAGAUAUGAAGUUUCCUUACCUCUUUUAAAACUUAAAUACUUAAAUACGACCAUCCCUCUUGAUCUUACAAAGGAAAAGAGAAAACAAUACAUAAUUAUGCCUUGGUUAUUACUAAUUUGGGCAAGAUUACUUUUAAAAGAAUUUUCCUUCUGGGGUGCCCGUGUGGAAUAAAACUGAAUGCCUUCAAUUAAGGUGCAAUGUGAAUCUUGUAUAGUUAUCUUUUCCAUGUAGAUAUGGAUAUUUUAUUGUGGUCAAUCAUUACGAUGUCCUUCUCUCCUCAGACACUUAUAACUGUUAUCCAAACCCGUGUCUAACCCUUUAAGACCUGAAUUUAUUUUUCGCACAUUUUAAGAUCUAAGGCCGGUAUUGUUAAAUGCACUGCAUCUUCCUUGAAAUUUAAGGUAUCAACAUAAACUCUGGAUAUCUGGUAGACAAGACUUUGGGCUAUCUGCCAAGCCACUUUUUAUUCAUAAGUAACUAAUAAAUAAUAAUUAACAGGUUGUUAAAUAUUAAGUUCACGUCACGCAACAAGUUUUACUGCAGGAGUCUAAAUCUAAAGCAAAUUUACUGAGGAUUAUUUUCAUACCACAUUUGCCUACCUUUGAUACUAUCAAGGUUAUAUUCUGUCCACAAAAUACAGCAUGGUUGGGUGUUACACCUUCGUAGGCCCAACCUUAUUAAUUGAAAGUGAGAACUUCUGGAUCGCUUUCUAGGAGCUAAACAUAAACAUCCAAACAAAUGUUUUGUGGCCUUCCAGGAUGAGAAAAAUCUUAAUCCCUGUUGAAAUCAUCAACGUGUAUGUCCCGAAGACUGAGUUUUUCCUCUUCUUCUUCUCCCUGGUUUGAAAAAAUUUCAUUACUCCGUCCUUGCUAUCUUCUUCAAGGGGUAUACAAUAUUGCACUAAUAUAUUAGGGAGUCUAUAUGGAGACUGCCAUGAAUUACUUGCCCUUCUUCAAUAUCCGAAACAUGCCAUGAUCGGGUAUCUCAAAGUUUCCAUCCAAAAUAAUCCAAAAAAUCGUUCAAAUUAUACCGUGUCCUAUGCUCAGACAUGUUACAGAACUAAAAUUAAGCUUACUCUUGCUGUAACAAAUCGAAAAUGUCGCAGAAACUGGUUCAAAACAUCUCAUAAUGGCGAACAAAAUAAUCCACUAGACGUUGCAAAGAAGGGGGGGGGGGGGUCUGGAAACUAAGUUUGCCGAAACUGCUGGUCAAAUGACUGUGGGCCAUAUCAUAUCAUAUGUACAGUACCGCAAAUGAUCCCCAACCGCAAAUGAUCCCCGCGAGACCGCAAAUGAUCCCCAAAAUGGACCGCAAAUGAUGCUCGACCGCAAGUGAUCCCCAAAGUCGACCGCAAAUGAUCCCGAAAGAAAAACAGGAAUGACCUGGACUCAAGUUAGCGGAUCAUCGUGUCGAUUUUAUUAUUAUUACAACAAGUCAGGUUAAAAGCUAAAUUUUACUUCUCAAAUAAAUAUAUGAAUAAAAACUAAAUGAAAAAAAUCAUUCAAGAGUAAACACGAAGUAGGUAGGCAACACACGACUUUUACCUCGUGCUAAAAUGCUGCUUGUUCCAAUGACUUUUUUCCCGCUCUGGCGGGUAGAUUAUACCUCUGAGGAAAACGUUUUGACUGAGCAAAUGUGAUUUUUGCUGCUUAUUUCAUAGUGAGAGGUCAUGACACGCAUUUUCUGCGGUUAUUGUUGUUUUUGGUCGGCAUGAUUUGCCCUUUGAUGCAAGAGCAUUUCCUUUGACCCCUUUUGAAAUACAGUGCUCUUCAUUGCCGCUAAAUAAGAGUUUUAGGUUGUUUAAUUUUCUCCUAAGUGCUUCCUGGAUCCGAAUAAUCAUAAGCGAUUUUCUUUUAGUUCGUGAAUGUGACGGUUUCUUACGAUGUUUUGUCACGCGAUAACUACCGCUUACCUGGCUUUGCGUUUCUCAUUACCAGGUUUAGAUUUCUGGUAACUGUCUUCAGCAAAGCACAACAAAUGAAUAUACAUAAAAACGCUAAUAUAACUAUUCACAACACGUUCAUGAGAUGUAAGAAAGUUGCUAUUUCGAAAUGAACCGAAACCUGUGGACAUUGAUAAGUUCGGGGGCAUUUUGACUUGUGUUUAUGUUAAAUCAUGUCUUGUUUCGUAAUGGGCACCUAAGUUACGAACAAACGUCUUGCUGUUUAUCACAUAAAAUUAACACUUCAGAGAAAAAUCAAAAUGAAAUAUUCUGGCUGAUUAAUUUCACGCUUUCAAAAAGAUCAGUAAAGUCAAUAAAGCUCUUGUUAGGUAGAGGGUGCCCGGCUUUAUAUUCCUCAAUAGAAAGGUUGAGCUUCUAGGCGUUAAAAUAAUUUUUCUGCGUAACGUCCUGCCUGUCUUAAAUUUUUCAAAAGACGAAACAUUCUUGAAAGAAAAUUUAAGCAAUCGACAAAGGAAGAAGUAUACGGUUAAUACCAUACCUUUUCAGAUUUAUUCCAUUUUUUUUUUCGCCUCGUAUAAAUUGACCUGAGAUGUAGCGUCCUCCUUCCCUUUUUCUUUAAAAGGCGAGAGAAAAAGGUUUCUUUUUUAUAAUCAGUCCUUUUUUGUAAUCAGUCCCAUAAAAUCCAUUCCAUUCCUCAAGUUUUCACGGGAUCAUUUGCGGUCGACUUUAGGGAUCACUUGCGGUCGAGGAUCAUUUGCGGUCCAUUUUGGGGAUCAUUUGCGGUCUCGGGAUCAUUUGCGGUUGGGGAUCAUUUGCGGUACUGUACAGAUCGUACAAAUUUGUACGAUUCGGUCUUAAAGCUGCCUCGUCCCCAGUCGCUCGCGAUCACUGGGGGAUAUUUGAGUUAAUUAUUAAGGAAAGCGGGGAAUAAAACUGAAUGCCGUCAAUUAAUGUGCAAUGUGAAUCUUGUCUAGUUAUCUUUUCCAUGUAGGUUUAGAUAUUUUAUUGUGGUCAAUCAUUACGAUCUCCUUCUCUCCUUAGACACUGAUGACUGUUAUCCAAACCCGUGUCUAAACAACGGAACAUGUAUAGACGGGGUGAAUGACUACAAGUGCAGUUGCAUGCCUGGCUUUGAUGGGAAGAAUUGCUCAAAUAGUAAGCCGUUUAAAAUCAUUCUUUGCAUUAAGGUGGCUCCCUAGAGUAAAUUGGCCGUGCGCAGCCUGAGCACUAGUAUGGCGCGAGCUUUAAAAUCCGCGCGACGUCCACGCAAAAAUUAAAACAAACAUGACCUCUCAGUUUCGAAAUAUUUCCCCCAAAAAACUUUAUUAACUUUCUAUUGAAGCUCAUUGUGCAAAAAUUUUGAUUAGUGUAGGUCAAACAUUUAUGAGAGGAGACAAUGUUACACCGGUUACAAGUCACUAUCGAUCUCCAAAAGAGUAAAUUGUAUGUAAAAACAAAUUAAAAGCAGAAAUUUUCCAAAGACAUCUAUUCUUUCGCUUCAAAAGUAGACAAACGUUAAAUAGUCGCAGUAAAUGGACAAUGUUUUUGCACAACGAGAAUUAAUUUUUACUCACAGAUUGACCCUUGACGAAAGCAAUAGUUGUCCGUCGAGACCUACGGUCUUGUACAUGUAGCUGAGGACGUGAUGUACGAUUUAUAGAUCGGUGCCAUCUUUUAUAAUUUACAGCAGACUUUUAAAGAAAACCUUCGCCGUCGAAAUUUUCCCUAAAGAAGAAAAAGGUUGAAAAAGUAUCCGGAAGUGGGCUGACGUUUGAAGAUCUGUAAACAGUGUACAGCAGAUUAGGAAAUGAAGGGCUUAUUGCGAUCCUUGCACAACCACCGUCUUCAUCGUCGACGAUCGCAAUACUCACGAGUGACCACCACGGUUCGAAUUUUAGCUACAAUAGUUAAGUACUUCGAAGAAAACAUCCUGUGUUAAGUAUAAAAUUGAAUCCGCUCUCUCUCUUUUUUCAACUGGCGAGAUAUCACCGUAAUAAUACUAAUAAACGGCUUCAAAACAAUCGAUUUCGCACUCUUCAAAAAAACCACAUGUUUUCAGUAGCUUUGUGCAUUAUGCGCGUGCGGGCGUGAUGGUUGGCGCGCGUAUUUUGCUCAUACGACCCCGAACCACGCGUGUUUUUCGGAUUUUUGUGACGUCAACGUAGUUAACUAACCGUGAAUUUCUCGCGUUUCCUUCGGUAAAUCUUUUUAAAAAUCGCCUCAUUUCUUCACAGUUGCAGUACCUUUGUACUGUCCUAUUUUUGUUAAAAUCUGUAAGAGCUAAAUUCCUCCAUUAAGAAAAAUUACAAAUUUCAAGAUAUUGGCAAAACCGUCUUAACGACCCCAUGUUUUUUCCACUUUAAAAUGUUAAGCAAUAUCGUUAAUAUAAAGUGGCCAAGUUUAAAGACAUUUCACCGAGAAAAAUAAGAAAUAUUAAGAAAAAAUGAUCAAAAAUGACAAAAUUAUUGCCUGGCUAUGGGUGCGAUGUUGCUAUGGCAACGGUCUUAAUCCAGAAAAUAAAACUUGAUACGGGAGCCUUCUUAUAUCGGUAACCUUGACGGUGAAUCUCGUGAACAAAAUCGCAAAGACAAGGUAACUAGAUUUCGUUCUGUAACGUAUGCUUGACAGCUAGGGUUGUUAGUAACUACUCUAGGGAGCCACAAUAAGAUUUUCACUUUCAUUCCGAACAGUGAAUGGUAAUCGUGUCCCAAGUUAAUAGGUGCACGCCCUCGCACAUUUCUUUUGCUGUAGUAGUUUUUCAUAACCUAACUUAGGGACAUGAGGUUUCCUUAUUUCUUUUAAAACUAAAUACUAGGACUAUCCCUAAAAUUCAAAUCAAUAGAUAAUUUUUUCUUCACAAUUACUGAUUUGGGUAAGAUUAGAUCCUUCAAAUUACACGGGAAAAGGCAAAGCAAUACAUAAUUAUCCCUUGGUUAUUACCCACGUUUGGGCAAGAUUACUUUUAAAAGAAUUUCUUUUCUGGACUACCCAUGUAGAUUAAAACUGAAUGCAGUCAUUAAAUGCUCAAUGUGAAUCUUGUAUAGUUAUGUUCUCCAUGUACAUAUAAAUCUUUAAUUGUGGUCAAUCCUAACCAUGUCUUUCUCUCCUUAGACACUGAUAACUGUCAUCCAAACCCGUGUCUAAACAACGGAACAUGUAUAGACGGAGUGGAUGACUACAAGUGUACCUGCGUGCCUGGCUUUGUAGGGAAGAAUUGCUCAAAUAGUAAGCCUUUUAAACCAGUCUUAGCAUGAAGAUUUUCGGAUUCAGUCUAAACAGUGAAUGGUAAUCGUGUUCGAAGUGAAUUGGCCAACGACCUCGCUCAUUGUUUUUGGAAAAGCCGUUUACGGAUAUAAACUUUCUUUACUUCUUUUUAAAAUUAAUACUAGGACUAUCCCUAGAAUGCAAAUCAAUAUAUAAUAAAACGUUGGCUAUUACUAAUUUAGGCAAGAUUAGUUUCUUCAUGUUACACAGGAAAAGGCAAAACAAUACAUCAUUAUGCCUUGGUUAUUAAAACAGAUAAAUAAAUAAAUAUACCGUUUAUUUGCCACAUUGCAGAACUAACUGAAUUAAAACGCUAAAAAUUAUUAAUUAACAAAUAAUUAACACUACUACUACUAUAGAAACAAAAGAAAUGUCUUGAAUAACUAUUUUCAUAUUCACAUAUUUACUAGCCAAUGAAAUAAAGGAACCUGAAUGCUGGGUUAGGCAACAACUCCUAACUAAUUUAGGCAAGAUUACUUUUAAUAAAAUUAACUUCCCUUGUGGAGUGGCCAUGUGGAAUAAAACUGAAUGCCGUCAAUUAAUGUGCAAUGUGAAUCUUGUGUAGUUAUAUUUCCGUGUAGAUACGGAUAUUUUAUUGUGGUUAAUCCUUACCAUGUCCUUCUCUCCUCAGACAAUGAUAACUGUUAUCCAAACCCGUGUCUAAACAACGGAACAUGUACAGACGGAGUAAAUGACUACACCUGCAUUUGCGUGCCUGGCUUUGUAGGGAAGAAUUGCUCAAAUAGUAAGCCUUUUAAAAUCAAGUGUUACUAUUAAGUUUUUCGUAUUCAGUCUGAACUGUGAAUGGUAAUCGUGUUCCAAGUGAAUAGGCGUACGAUCUAGCUCGUUUCUUGUAGAAAAGUCCUUUUGCAUAGGUUACAGACAGGAAAAGUUUUCUUACCUUUUUAAAAAAUUAAUACUCGGACUAUCCCUAAAAGGCAAAUCAAUACAUAAUUAUGCCUUGGUCAUCACCAAUUUGGGUAAAGUUAGUGUCUUCAUGUUACACAGAAAAAAGCAAAACAAUACAUAAUUGUGCCUUGGUUAUUACUAAUUUGGGUAAGAUUACUUUUAAAAGAAUUUUCCUUCUGAAUGCCAUCAAUUAAUGUGCAAUGUGAAUCUUGUAUAGUUAUCUUUUCCAUGUAGGUUUAGAUAUUUUAUUCUGGUCAAUCAUUACGAUGUCCUUCUUUCCUCAGACACUGAUAACUGUUAUCGAAACCCGUGUCUAAACAACGGAACAUGUAUAGACGGAGUGGACGACUACAAGUGUACCUGCGUGCCUGGCUUUGCGGGGAAGAACUGCUCAAACAGUAAGGCAUUAAAAUCAAGUGUUAGUAUUGAGAUUUUUGGAUUCAGUGGGAACAGUGAGUGGUAAUCGUGUUCCGAGUAAAUCGCCGCACGACUUCGGUUCUUUCUUUUGGAAAAGUCGUUUUGGUUUAGUUACAAAUAUGAAGUUUCCUUACCUCUUUUAUAAAUUAAAACUAGGACUAUCCCUUUUCUUGUGGUGUGCUUAUGUGGAAUAAAUCUAAAUGUCGUCAAUUAAUGCGCAAUGUGAAUCUUGUAGAGUGAUGUUUUUCGUCUAGCUAUCGAUAUUUUAUUGUGGUCAAUCCUUUCCAUGUCCUUCUCUCCUUAGACACUGAUGACUGUUAUCCAAACCCGUGUCUAAACAACGGAACAUGUAUAGACGGAGUAAAUGACUACACCUGCAUUUGCGUGCCUGGCUUUGAUGGGAAGAAUUGCUCAAAUAGUAAGCCUUUUAAAAUCAAGUGUUACUAUUAAGUUUUUCGUAUUCAGUCUGAACUGUGAAUGGUAAUCGUGUUCCAAGUGAAUAGGCGUACGAUGUAGCUCGUUUCUUUUAGAAAAGUCCUUUUGCAUAGGUUACAGACAUGAAAAGUUUUCUUACCUUUUUAAAAAAUUAAUACUCGGACUAUCCCUAAAAGGCAAAUCAAUACAUAAUUAUGCCUUGGUCAUCACCAAUUUGGGUAAGGUUAGUGCCUUCAUGUUACACAGAAAAAAGUCAUAAUUGUGCCUUGGUUAUCAUUACGAUGUCCUUCUUUCCUCAGACACUGAUAACUGUUAUCCAAACCCGUGUCUAAACAACGGAACAUGUAUAGACGGAGUGGAUGAGUACGAGUGCCUUUGCGUGCCUGGCUUUGUAGGGAAGAAUUGCUCAAAUAGUAAGCCUUUAAAACCAGUCUUAGCAUGAAGAUUUGAUCGGAUUCAGUCUAAACAGUGAAUGCUAAUCGUGUUCGAAGUGAAUUGGCCAACGACCUCGCUCAUUGUUUUUGGAAAAGCCGUUUUCACUAAGUUACGGAUAUAAACUUUCUUUACUUCUUUUUAAAAUUAAUACUAGGACUAUCCCUAGAAUGCAAAUCAAUAUAUAAUAAAACGUUGGCUAUUACAAAUCUAUGCAAGAUUAGUUUCUUCGUGUUACACAGGAAAAGGCAAAACAAUACAUCAUUAUGCCUUGGUUAUUAAAACAGAUAAAUAAAUAAAGAUACCGUUUAUUUGCCACAUUGCAGAACUAACUGAAUUAAAAGGCUAUCAAUUAUUAAUUAACAAAUAAUUAACACUACUACUACUAUAGAAACAAAAGAAAUAUCUUGAAUAACUAUUUACAUAUUCACAUAUUUACUAGCCAAUGAAAUAGAGGAACCUGAAUGCUGGGUUAGGCAACAACUCCUAACUAAUUUGGGCAAGAUUACUUUUAAUAAAAUUAACUUCCCUUGUAGAGUGGCCAUGUGGAAUAAAACUGAAUGCCGUCAAUUAAUGUGCAAUGUGAAUCUUGUAUAGUUAUAUUUCCGUGUAGAUAGGGAUAUUUUAUUGUGGUCAAUCCUUACCAUGUCCUUCUCUCCUCAGACACUGAUAACUGUUAUCCAAACCCGUGUCUAAACAACGGAACAUGUACAGACGGAGUAAAUGACUACACCUGCAUUUGCGUGCCUGGCUUUGUAGGGAAGAAUUGCUCAAAUAGUAAGCCUUUUAAAAUCAAGUGUUACUAUUAAGUUUUUCGUAUUCAGUCUGAACUGUGAAUGGUAAUCGUGUUCCAAGUGAAUAGGCGUACGAUGUAGCUCGUUUCUUUUAGAAAAGUCCUUUUGCAUAAGUUACAGACAUGAAAAGUUUUCUUACCUUUUUAAAAAAUUAAUACUCGGACUAUCCCUAAAAGGCAAAUCAAUACAUAAUUAUGCCUUGGUCAUCACCAAUUUGGGUAAGGUUAGUGCCUUCAUGUUACACAGAAAAAAGCAAAACAAUACAUAAUUGUGCCUUGGUUAUUACUAAUUUGGGUAAGAUUACUUUUAAAAGAAUUUUCCUUCUAAUUGCCGUCAAUUAAUGUGCAAUGUGAAUGUUGUAUAGUUAUCUUUUCCAUGUAGGUUUAAAUAUUUUAUUGUGGUCAAUCAUUACGAUGUCCUUCUUUCCUCAGACACUGAUAACUGUUAUCCAAACCCGUGUCUAAACAACGGAACAUGUAUAGACAGAGUGGAUGACUACAAGUGUACCUGCGUGCCUGGCUUUGUGGGGAAGAACUGCUCAAACAGUAAGGCAUUAAAAUCAAGUGUUAGUAUUGAGAUUUUUGGAUUCAGUGGGAACAGUGAGUGGUAAUCGUGUUCCGAGUAAAUCGCCGCACGACUUCGGUUCUUUCUUUUGGAAAAGUCGUUUUGGUUUAGUUACAAAUAUGAAGUUUCCUUACCUCUUUUAUAAAUUAAAACUAGGACUAUCCCUUUUCUUGUGGUGUGCUUAUGUGGAAUAAAUCUAAAUGUCGUCAAUUAAUGCGCAAUGUGAAUCUUGUAGAGUGAUGUUUUUCGUCUAGCUAUCGAUAUUUUAUUGUGGUCAAUCCUUUCCAUGUCCUUUUCUCCUUAGACACUGAUGACUGUUAUCCAAACCCGUGUCUAAACAACGGAACAUGUAUAGACGGGGUGAAUGACUACAAGUGCAGUUGCGUGCCUGGCUUUGAUGGGAAGAAUUGCUCAAAUAGUAAGCCGUUUAAAAUCAUUCUUUGCAUUAAGAUUUUCAGUUUCAGUCUGAACAGUGAAUGGUAAUCGUGUUCCAAGUAAAUAGGUGCACGCCCUCGCACAUUUCUUUUGGUGUAGUAGUUUUUCAUAACCUAAGUUAGAGACAUAAAGGUUUCCUUAUUUCUUUUAAAACUAAAUAAUAGGACUAUCCCUAAAAGGCAAAUCAAUGGAUAAUUUUUUCUUCGCCAUUACUGAUUUGGGUAAGAUUAGUUUCUUCAGGUUACACGGGAAAAGGCAAAGCAACACAUUAUUAUCCCUUGGUUAUUACCCAUGUUUGGGCAAGAUUACUUUUAAAAGAAUUUCUUUUCUGGAGUACCCAUGUAGAUUAAAACUGAUUGCAGUCAUUAUUAAAUGCUCAAUAUGAAUCUUUGUAUGGUUAUGUUGUCCAUGUACAUAUAAAUGUUUAAUUGUGGUCAAUCCUAACCAUGUCUUUCUCUCCUUAGAUACUGAUGACUGUUAUCCAAACCCGUGUCUAAACAACGGAACAUGUAUAGACGGAGUGGAUGACUACGAGUGCCUUUGCGUGCCUGGCUUUGUAGGGAAGAAUUGCUCAAAUAGUAAGCCUUUAAAACCAGUCUUAGCAUGAAGAUUUUCGGAUUCAGUCUAAACAGUGAACGGUAAUCGUGUUCGAAGUGAAUUGGCCAACGACCUCGCUCAUUGUUUUUGGAAAAGCCGUUUUCACUAAGUUACGGAUAUAAACUUUCUUUACUUCUUUUUAAAAUUAAUACUAGGACUAUCCCUAGAAUGCAAAUCAAUAUAUAAUAAAACGUUGGCUAUUACUAAUCUAGGCAAGAUUAGUUUCUUCAUGUUACACAGGAAAAGGCAAAACAAUACAUCAUUAUGCCUUGGUUAUUAAAACAGAUAAAUAAGUAAAGAUACCGUUUAUUUGCCACAUUGCAGAACUAACUGAAUUAAAAGGCUAUCAAUUAUUAAUUAACAAAUAAUUAACACUACUACUACUAUAGAAACAAAAGAAAUAUCUUGAAUAACUAUUUACAUAUUCACAUAUUUACUGGCCAAUGAAAUAGAGGAACCUGAAUGCUGGGUUAGGCAACAACUCCUAACUAAUUUGGGCAAGAUUACUUUUAAUAAAAUUAACUUCCCUUGUAGAGUGGCCAUGUGGAAUAAAACUGAAUGCCGUCAAUUAAUGUGCAAUGUGAAUCUUGUAUAGUUAUAUUUCCGUGUAGAUAGGGAUAUUUUAUUGUGGUCAAUCCUUACCAUGUCCUUCUCUCCUCAGACACUGAUAACUGUUAUCCAAACCCGUGUCUAAACAACGGAACAUGUACAGACGGAGUAAAUGACUACACCUGCAUUUGCGUGCCUGGCUUUGUAGGGAAGAAUUGCUCAAAUAGUAAGCCUUUUAAAAUCAAGUGUUACUAUUAAGUUUUUCGUAUUCAGUCUGAACUGUGAAUGGUAAUCGUGUUCCAAGUGAAUAGGCGUACGAUGUAGCUCGUUUCUUUUAGAAAAGUCCUUUUGCAUAAGUUACAGACAUGAAAAGUUUUCUUACCUUUUUAAAAAAUUAAUACUCGGACUAUCCCUAAAAGGCAAAUCAAUACAUAAUUAUGCCUUGGUCAUCACCAAUUUGGGUAAGGUUAGUGCCUUCAUGUUACACAGAAAAAAGCAAAACAAUACAUAAUUGUGCCUUGGUUAUUACUAAUUUGGGUAAGAUUACUUUUAAAAGAAUUUUCCUUCUAAAUGCCGUCAAUUAAUGUGCAAUGUGAAUGUUGUAUAGUUAUCUUUUCCAUGUAGGUUUAGAUAUUUUAUUGUGGUCAAUCAUUACGAUGUCCUUCUUUCCUCAGACACUGAUAACUGUUAUCCAAACCCGUGUCUAAACAACGGAACAUGUAUAGACAGAGUGGAUGACUACAAGUGUACCUGCGUGCCUGGCUUUGUGGGGAAGAACUGCUCAAACAGUAAGGCAUUAAAAUCAAGUGUUAGUAUUGAGAUUUUUGGAUUCAGUGGGAACAGUGAGUGGUAAUCGUGUUCCGAGUAAAUCGCACACGACUUCGGUUCUUUCUUUUGGAAAAGUCGUUUUGGUUUAGUUACAAAUAUGAAGUUUCCUUACCUCUUUUAUAAAUUAAAACUAGGACUAUCCCUUUUUCUUGUGGUGUGCUUAUGUGGAAUAAAUCUAAAUGUCGUCAAUUAAUGCGCAAUGUGAAUCUUGUAGAGUGAUGAUUUUCGUCUAGCUAUCGAUAUUUUAUUGUGGUCAAUCCUUUCCAUGUCCUUCUCUCCUUAGACACUGAUGACUGUUAUCCAAACCCGUGUCUAAACAACGGAACAUGUAUAGACGGGGUGAAUGACUACAAGUGCAGUUGCGUGCCUGGCUUUGAUGGGAAGAAUUGCUCAAAUAGUAAGCCGUUUAAAAUCAUUCUUUGCAUUAAGAUUUUCAGUUUCAGUCUGAACAGUGAAUGGUAAUCGUGUUCCAAGUAAAUAGGUGCACGCCCUCGCACAUUUCUUUUGGUGUAGUAGUUUUUCAUAACCUAAGUUAGAGACAUAAAGGUUUCCUUAUUUCUUUUAAAACUAAAUAAUAGGACUAUCCCUAAAAAGGCAAAUCAAUGGAUAAUUUUUUUUCUUCGCCAUUACUGAUUUGGGUAAGAUUAGUUUCUUCAGGUUACACGGGAAAAGGCAAAGCAAUACAUAAUUAUCCCUUGGUUAUUACCCAUGUUUGGGCAAGAUUACUUUUAAAAUAAUUUCUUUUCUGGAGUACCCAUGUAGAUUAAAACUGAUUGCAGUCAUUAUUAAAUGCUCAAUGUGAAUCUUGUAUAGUUAUGUUGUCCAUGUACAUAUAAAUGUUUAAUUGUGGUCAAUCCUAACCAUGUCUUUCUCUCCUUAGAUACUGAUGACUGUUAUCCAAACCCGUGUCUAAACAACGGAACAUGUAUAGACGGAGUGGAUGAGUACGAGUGCCUUUGCGUGCCUGGCUUUGUAGGGAAGAAUUGCUCAAAUAGUAAGCCUUUAAAACCAGUCUUAGCAUGAAGAUUUUCGGAUUCAGUCUAAACAGUGAACGGUAAUCGUGUUCGAAGUGAAUUGGCCAACGACCUCGCUCAUUGUUUUUGGAAAAGCCGUUUUCACUAAGUUACGGAUAUAAAGUUUCUUUACUUCUUUUUAAAAUUAAUACUAGGACUAUCCCUAGAAUGCAAAUCAAUAUAUAAUAAAACGUUGGCUAUUACUAAUCUAGGCAAGAUUAGUUUCUUCAUGUUACACAGGAAAAGGCAAAACAAUACAUCAUUAUGCCUUGGUUAUUAAAACAGAUAAAUAAAUAAAUAUACCGUUUAUUUGCCACAUUGCAGAACUAACUGAAUUAAAAGGCUAUCAAUUAUUAAUUAACAAAUAAUUAACACUACUACUACUAUAGAAACAAAAGAAAUAUCUUGAAUAACUAUUUACAUAUUCACAUAUUUACUAGCCAAUGAAAUAGAGGAACCUGAAUGCUGGGUUAGGCAACAACUCCUAACUAAUUUGGGCAAGAUUACUUUUAAUAAAAUUAACUUCCCUUGUAGAGUGGCCAUGUGGAAUAAAACUGAAUGCCGUCAAUUAAUGUGCAAUGUGAAUCUUGUAUAGUUAUAUUUCCGUGUAGAUAGGGAUAUUUUAUUGUGGUCAAUCCUUACCAUGUCCUUCUCUCCUCAGACACUGAUAACUGUUAUCCAAACCCGUGUCUAAACAACGGAACAUGUACAGACGGAGUAAAUGACUACACCUGCAUUUGCGUGCCUGGCUUUGUAGGGAAGAAUUGCUCAAAUAGUAAGCCUUUUAAAAUCAAGUGUUACUAUUAAGUUUUUCGUAUUCAGUCUGAACUGUGAAUGGUAAUCGUGUUCCAAGUGAAUAGGCGUACGAUGUAGCUCGUUUCUUUUAGAAAAGUCCUUUUGCAUAAGUUACAGACAUGAAAAGUUUUCUCACCUUUUUAAAAAAUUAAUACUCGGACUAUCCCUAAAAGGCAAAUCAAUACAUAAUUAUGCCUUGGUCAUCACCAAUUUGGGUAAGGUUAGUGCCUUCAUGUUACACAGAAAAAAGCAAAACAAUACAUAAUUGUGCCUUGGUUAUUACUAAUUUGGGUAAGAUUACUUUUAAAAGAAUUUUCCUUCUAAAUGCCGUCAAUUAAUGUGCAAUGUGAAUGUUGUAUAGUUAUCUUUUCCAUGUAGGUUUAGAUAUUUUAUUGUGGUCAAUCAUUACGAUGUCCUUCUUUCCUCAGACACUGAUAACUGUUAUCCAAACCCGUGUCUAAACAACGGAACAUGUAUAGACAGAGUGGAUGACUACAAGUGUACCUGCGUGCCUGGCUUUGUGGGGAAGAACUGCUCAAACAGUAAGGCAUUAAAAUCAAGUGUUAGUAUUGAGAUUUUUGGAUUCAGUGGGAACAGUGAGUGGUAAUCGUGUUCCGAAUAAAUCGCCGCACGACUUCGGUUCUUUCUUUUGGAAAAGUCGUUUUGGUUUAGUUACAAAUAUGAAGUUUCCUUACCUCUUUUAUAAAUUAAAACUAGGACUAUCCCUUUUUCUUGUGGUGUGCUUAUGUGGAAUAAAUCUAAAUGUCGUCAAUUAAUGCGCAAUGUGAAUCUUGUAGAGUGAUGAUUUUCGUCUAGCUAUCGAUAUUUUAUUGUGGUCAAUCCUUUCCAUGUCCUUCUCUCCUUAGACACUGAUGACUGUUAUCCAAACCCGUGUCUAAACAACGGAACAUGUAUAGACGGGGUGAAUGACUACAAGUGCAGUUGCGUGCCUGGCUUUGAUGGGAAGAAUUGCUCAAAUAGUAAGCCGUUUAAAAUCAUUCUUUGCAUUAAGAUUUUCAGUUUCAGUCUGAACAGUGAAUGGUAAUCGUGUUCCAAGUAAAUAGGUGCACGCCCUCGCACAUUUCUUUUGGUGUAGUAGUUUUUCAUAACCUAAGUUAGAGACAUAAAGGUUUCCUUAUUUCUUUUAAAACUAAAUAAUAGGACUAUCCCUAAAAGGCAAAUCAAUGGAUAAUUUUUUCUUCGCCAUUACUGAUUUGGGUAAGAUUAGUUUCUUCAGGUUACACGGGAAAAGGCAAAGCAAUACAUAAUUAUCCCUUGGUUAUUACCCAUGUUUGGGCAAGAUUACUUUUAAAAGAAUUUCUUUUCUGGAGUACCCAUGUAGAUUAAAACUGAUUGCAGUCAUUAUUAAAUGCUCAAUGUGAAUCUUGUAUGGUUAUGUUGUCCAUGUACAUAUAAAUGUUUAAUUGUGGUCAAUCCUAACCAUGUCUUUCUCUCCUUAGAUACUGAUGACUGUUAUCCAAACCCGUGUCUAAACAACGGAACAUGUAUAGACGGAGUGGAUGAGUACGAGUGCCUUUGCGUGCCUGGCUUUGUAGGGAAGAAUUGCUCAAAUAGUAAGCCUUUAAAACCAGUCUUAGCAUGAAGAUUUUCGGAUUCAGUCUAAACAGUGAACGGUAAUCGUGUUCGAAGUAAAUUGGCCAACGACCUCGCUCAUUGUUUUUGGAAAAGCCGUUUUCAAUAAGUUACGGAUAUAAACUUUCUUUACUUCUUUUUAAAAUUAAUACUAGGACUAUCCCUAGAAUGCAAAUCAAUAUAUAAUAAAACGUUGGCUAUUACUAAUCUAUGCAAGAUUAGUUUCUUCGUGUUACACAGGAAAAGGCAAAACAAUACAUCAUUAUGCCUUGGUUAUUAAAACAGAUAAAUAAAUAAAGAUACCGUUUAUUUGCCACAUUGCAGAACUAACUGAAUUAAAAGGCUAUCAAUUAUUAAUUAACAAAUAAUUAACACUACUACUACUAUAGAAACAAAAGAAAUAUCUUGAAUAGCUAUUUACAUAUUCACAUAUUUACUAGCCAAUGAAAUAGAGGAACCUGAAUGCUGGGUUAGGCAACAACUCCUAACUAAUUUGGGCAAGAUUACUUUUAAUAAAAUUAACUUCCCUUGUAGAGUGGCCAUGUGGAAUAAAACUGAAUGCCGUCAAUUAAUGUGCAAUGUGAAUCUUGUAUAGUUAUAUUUCCGUGUAGAUAGGGAUAUUUUAUUGUGGUCAAUCCUUACCAUGUCCUUCUCUCCUCAGACACUGAUGACUGUUAUCCAAACCCGUGUCUAAACAACGGAACAUGUACAGACGGAGUAAAUGACUACACCUGCAUUUGCGUGCCUGGCUUUGUAGGGAAGAAUUGCUCAAAUAGUAAGCCUUUUAAAAUCAAGUGUUACUAUUAAGUUUUUCGUAUUCAGUCUGAACUGUGAAUGGUAAUCGUGUUCCAAGUUAAUAGUCGUACGAUGUAGCUCGUUUCUUUUAGAAACAGUCCUUUUGCAUAAGUUACAGACAUGAAAAGUUUUCUUACCUUUUUAAAAAUUAAUACUCGGACUAUCCCUAAAAGGCAAAUCAAUACAUAAUUAUGCCUUGGUCAUCACCAAUUUGGGUAAGGUUAGUGCCUUCAUGUUACACAGAAAAAAGCAAAACAAUACAUAAUUGUGCCUUGGUUAUUACUAAUUUGGGUAAGAUUACUUUUAAAAGAAUUUUCCCUCUAAAUGUCGUCAAUUAAUGUGCAAUGUGAAUGUUGUAUAGUUAUCUUUUCCAUGUAGGUUUAGAUAUUUUAUUGUGGUCAAUCAUUACGAUGUCCUUCUUUCCUCAGACACUGAUAACUGUUAUCCAAACCCGUGUCUAAACAACGGAACAUGUAUAGACAGAGUGGAUGACUACAAGUGUACCUGCGUGCCUGGCUUUGUGGGGAAGAACUGCUCAAACAGUAAGGCAUUAAAAUCAAGUGUUAGUAUUGAGAUUUUUGGAUUCAGUGGGAACAGUGAGUGGUAAUCGUGUUCCGAGUAAAUCGCCGCACGACUUCGGUUCUUUCUUUUGGAAAAGUCGUUUUGGUUUAGUUACAAAUAUGAAGUUUCCUUACCUCUUUUAUAAAUUAAAACUAGGACUAUCCCUUUUCUUGUGGUGUGCUUAUGUGGAAUAAAUCUAAAUGUCGUCAAUUAAUGCGCAAUGUGAAUCUUGUAGAGUGAUGUUUUUCGUCUAGCUAUCGAUAUUUUAUUGUGGUCAAUCCUUUCCAUGUCCUUCUCUCCUUAGACACUGAUGACUGUUAUCCAAACCCGUGUCUAAACAACGGAACAUGUAUAGACGGGGUGAAUGACUACAAGUGCAGUUGCGUGCCUGGCUUUGAUGGGAAGAAUUGCUCAAAUAGUAAGCCGUUUAAAAUCAUUCUUUGCAUUAAGAUUUUCAGUUUCAGUCUGAACAGUGAAUGGUAAUCGUGUUCCAAGUAAAUAGGUGCACGCCCUCGCACAUUUCUUUUGGUGUAGUAGUUUUUCAUAACCUAAGUUAGAGACAUAAAGGUUUCCUUAUUUCUUUUAAAACUAAAUAAUAGGACUAUCCCUAAAAGGCAAAUCAAUGGAUAAUUUUUUCUUCGCCAUUACUGAUUUGGGUAAGAUUAGUUUCUUCAGGUUACACGGGAAAAGGCGAAGCAAUACAUAAUUAUCCCUUGGUUAUUACCCAUGUUUGGGCAAGAUUACUUUUAAAAGAAUUUCUUUUCUGGAGUACCCAUGUAGAUUAAAACUGAUUGCAGUCAUUAUUAAAUGCUCAAUGUGAAUCUUGUAUAGUUAUGUUGUCCAUGUACAUAUAAAUGUUUAAUUGUGGUCAAUCCUAACCAUGUCUUUCUCUCCUUAGAUACUGAUGACUGUUAUCCAAACCCGUGUCUAAACAACGGAACAUGUAUAGACGGAGUGGAUGACUACGAGUGCCUUUGCGUGCCUGGCUUUGUAGGGAAGAAUUGCUCAAAUAGUAAGCCUUUAAAACCAGUCUUAGCAUGAAGAUUUUCGGAUUCAGUCUAAACAGUGAAUGGUAAUCGUGUUCGAAGUGAAUUGGCCAACGACCUCGCUCAUUGUUUUUGGAAAAGCCGUUUUCACUAAGUUACGGAUAUAAACUUUCUUUACUUCUUUUUAAAAUUAAUACUAGGACUAUCCCUAGAAUGCAAAUCAAUAUAUAAUAAAACGUUGGCUAUUACUAAUCUAGGCAAGAUUAGUUUCUUCAUGUUACACAGGAAAAGGCAAAACAAUACAUCAUUAUGCCUUGGUUAUUAAGACAGAUAAAUAAAUAAAUAUACCGUUUAUUUGCCACAUUGCAGAACUAACUGAAUUAAAAGGCUAUCAAUUAUUAAUUAAAAAAUAAUGAAAUCUACUACUACUAUAGAAACAAAAGAAAUAUCUUGAAUAACUAUUUACAUAUUCACAUAUUUACUAGCCAAUGAAAUAGAGGAACCUGAAUGCUGGGUUAGGCAACAACUCCUAACUAAUUUGGGCAAGAUUACUUUUAAUAAAAUUAACUUCCCUUGUAGAGUGGCCAUGUGGAAUAAAACUGAAUGCCGUCAAUUAAUGUGCAAUGUGAAUCUUGUAUAGUUAUAUUUCCGUGUAGAUAGGGAUAUUUUAUUGUGGUCAAUCCUUACCAUGUCCUUCUCUCCUCAGACACUGAUAACUGUUAUCCAAACCCGUGUCUAAACAACGGAACAUGUACAGACGGAGUAAAUGACUACACCUGCAUUUGCGUGCCUGGCUUUGUAGGGAAGAAUUGCUCAAAUAGUAAGCCUUUUAAAAUCAAGUGUUACUAUUAAGUUUUUCGUAUUCAGUCUGAACUGUGAAUGGUAAUCGUGUUCCAAGUGAAUAGGUGUACGAUGUAGCUCGUUUCUUUUAGAAAAGUCCUUUUGCAUAAGUUACAGACAUGAAAAGUUUUCUUACCUUUUUAAAAAAUUAAUACUCGGACUAUCCCUAAAAGGCAAAUCAAGACAUAAUUAUGCCUUGGUCAUCACCAAUUUGGGUAAGGUUAGUGCCUUCAUGUUACACAAAAAAAAAGCAAAACAAUACAUAAUUGUGCCUUGGUUAUUACUAAUUUGGGUAAGAUUACUUUUUAAAAGAAUUUUCCUUCUGAAUGCCGUCAAUUAAUGUGCAAUGUGAAUGUUGUAUAGUUAUCUUUUCCAUGUAGGUUUAGAUAUUUUAUUGUGGUCAAUCAUUACGAUGUCCUUCUUUCCUCAGACACUGAUAACUGUUAUCCAAACCCGUGUCUAAACAACGGAACAUGUAUAGACGGAGUGGAUGACUACAAGUGUACCUGCGUGCCUGGCUUUGUGGGGAAGAACUGCUCAAACAGUAAGGCAUUAAAAUCAAGUGUUAGUAUUGAGAUUUUUGGAUUCAGUGGGAACAGUGAGUGGUAAUCGUGUUCCGAGUAAAUCGCCGCACGACUUCGGUUCUUUCUUUUGGAAAAGUCGUUUUGGUUUAGUUACAAAUAUGAAGUUUCCUUACCUCUUUUAUAAAUUAAAACUAGGACUAUCCCUUUUCUUGUGGUGUGCUUAUGUGGAAUAAAUCUAAAUGUCGUCAAUUAAUGCGCAAUGUGAAUCUUGUAGAGUGAUGUGUUUCGUCUAGCUAUCGAUAUUUUAUUGUGGUCAAUCCUUUCCAUGUCCUUCUCUCCUUAGACACUGAUGACUGUUAUCCAAACCCGUGUCUAAACAACGGAACAUGUAUAGACGGGGUGAAUGACUACAAGUGCAGUUGCGUGCCUGGCUUUGAUGGGAAGAAUUGCUCAAAUAGUAAGCCGUUUAAAAUCAUUCUUUGCAUUAAGAUUUUCAGUUUCAGUCUGAACAGUGAAUGGUAAUCGUGUUCCAAGUAAAUAGGUGCACGCCCUCGCACAUUUCUUUUGGUGUAGUAGUUUUUCAUAACCUAAGUUAGAGACAUAAAGGUUUCCUUAUUUCUUUUAAAACUAAAUAAUAGGACUAUCCCUAAAAGGCAAAUCAAUGGAUAAUUUUUUCUUCGCCAUUACUGAUUUGGGUAAGAUUAGUUUCUUCAGGUUACACGGGAAAAGGCAAAGCAAUACAUAAUUAUCCCUUGGUUAUUACCCAUGUUUGGGCAAGAUUACUUUUAAAAGAAUUUCUUUUCUGGAGUACCCAUGUAGAUUAAAACUGAUUGCAGUCAUUAUUAAAUGCUCAAUGUGAAUCUUGUAUAGUUAUGUUGUCCAUGUACAUAUAAAUGUUUAAUUGUGGUCAAUCCUAACCAUGUCUUUCUCUCCUUAGAUACUGAUGACUGUUAUCCAAACCCGUGUCUAAACAACGGAACAUGUAUAGACGGAGUGGAUGACUACGAGUGCCUUUGCGUGCCUGGCUUUGUAGGGAAGAAUUGCUCAAAUAGUAAGCCUUUAAAACCAGUCUUAGCAUGAAGAUUUUCGGAUUCAGUCUAAACAGUGAAUGGUAAUCGUGUUCGAAGUGAAUUGGCCAACGACCUCGCUCAUUGUUUUUGGAAAAGCCGUUUUCACUAAGUUACGGAUAUAAACUUUCUUUACUUCUUUUUAAAAUUAAUACUAGGACUAUCCCUAGAAUGCAAAUCAAUAUAUAAUAAAUCGUUGGCUAUUACUAAUCUAGGCAAGAUUAGUUUCUUCAUGUUACACAGGAAAAGGCAAAACAAUACAUCAUUAUGCCUUGGUUAUUAAAACAGAUAAAUAAAUAAAGAUACCGUUUAUUUGCCACAUUGCAGAACUAACUGAAUUAAAAGGCUAUCAAUUAUUAAUUAACAAAUAAUUAACACUACUACUACUAUAGAAACAAAAGAAAUAUCUUGAAUAACUAUUUACAUAUUCACAUAUUUACUAGCCAAUGAAAUAGAGGAACCUGAAUGCUGGGUUAGGCAACAACUCCUAACUAAUUUGGGCAAGAUUACUUUUAAUAAAAUUAACUUCCCUUGUAGAGUGGCCAUGUGGAAUAAAACUGAAUGCCGUCAAUUAAUGUGCAAUGUGAAUCUUGUAUAGUUAUAUUUCCGUGUAGAUAGGGAUAUUUUAUUGUGGUCAAUCCUUACCAUGUCCUUCUCUCCUCAGACACUGAUAACUGUUAUCCAAACCCGUGUCUAAACAACGGAACAUGUACAGACGGAGUAAAUGACUACACCUGCAUUUGCGUGCCUGGCUUUGUAGGGAAGAAUUGCUCAAAUAGUAAGCCUUUUAAAAUCAAGUGUUACUAUUAAGUUUUUCGUAUUCAGUCUGAACUGUGAAUGGUAAUCGUGUUCCAAGUGAAUAGGCGCUACGAUGUAGCUCGUUUCUUUUAGAAAAGUCCUUUUGCAUAAGUUACAGACAUGAAAAAGUUUUCUUACCUUUUUAAAAAUUAAUACUCGGACUAUCCCUAAAAGGCAAAUCAAUACAUAAUUAUGCCUUGGUCAUCACCAAUUUGGGUAAGGUUAGUGCCUUCAUGUUACACAGAAAAAAAGCAAAACAAUACAUAAUUGUGCCUUGGUUAUUACUAAUUUGGGUAAGAUUACUUUUUAAAAGAAUUUUCCUUCUAAAUGCCGUCAAUUAAUGUGCAAUGUGAAUGUUGUAUAGUUAUCUUUUCCAUGUAGGUUUAGAUAUUUUAUUGUGGUCAAUCAUUACGAUGUCCUUCUUUCCUCAGACACUGAUAACUGUUAUCCAAACCCGUGUCUAAACAACGGAACAUGUAUAGACAGAGUGGAUGACUACAAGUGUACCUGCGUGCCUGGCUUUGUGGGGAAGAACUGCUCAAACAGUAAGGCAUUAAAAUCAAGUGUUAGUAUUGAGAUUUUUGGAUUCAGUGGGAACAGUGAGUGGUAAUCGUGUUCCGAGUAAAUCGCCGCACGACUUCGGUUCUUUCUUUUGGAAAAGUCGUUUUGGUUUAGUUACAAAUAUGAAGUUUCCUUACCUCUUUUAUAAAUUAAAACUAGGACUAUCCCUUUUCUUGUGGUGUGCUUAUGUGGAAUAAAUCUAAAUGUCGUCAAUUAAUGCGCAAUGUGAAUCUUGUAGAGUGAUGUUUUUCGUCUAGCUAUCGAUAUUUUAUUGUGGUCAAUCCUUUCCAUGUCCUUCUCUCCUUAGACACUGAUGACUGUUAUCCAAACCCGUGUCUAAACAACGGAACAUGUAUAGACGGGGUGAAUGACUACAAGUGCAGUUGCGUGCCUGGCUUUGAUGGGAAGAAUUGCUCAAAUAGUAAGCCGUUUAAAAUCAUUCUUUGCAUUAAGAUUUUCAGUUUCAGUCUGAACAGUGAAUGGUAAUCGUGUUCCAAGUAAAUAGGUGCACGCCCUCGCACAUUUCUUUUGGUGUAGUAGUUUUUCAUAACCUAAGUUAGAGACAUAAAGGUUUCCUUAUUUCUUUUAAAACUAAAUAAUAGGACUAUCCCUAAAAAGGCAAAUCAAUGGAUAAUUUUUUCUUCGCCAUUACUGAUUUGGGUAAGAUUAGUUUCUUCAGGUUACACGGGAAAAGGCAAAGCAAUACAUAAUUAUCCCUUGGUUAUUACCCAUGUUUGGGCAAGAUUACUUUUUAAAAGAAUUUCUUUUCUGGAGUACCCAUGUAGAUUAAAACUGAUUGCAGUCAUUAUUAAAUGCUCAAUGUGAAUCUUGUAUAGUUAUGUUGUCCAUGUACAUAUAAAUGUUUAAUUGUGGUCAAUCCUAACCAUGUCUUUUCUCCUUAGAUACUGAUGACUGUUAUCCAAACCCGUGUCUAAACAACGGAACAUGUAUAGACGGAGUGGAUGACUACGAGUGCCUUUGCGUGCCUGGCUUUGUAGGGAAGAAUUGCUCAAAUAGUAAGCCUUUAAAACCAGUCUUAGCAUGAAGAUUUUCGGAUUCAGUCUAAACAGUGAAUGGUAAUCGUGUUCGAAGUGAAUUGGCCAACGACCUCGCUCAUUGUUUUUGGAAAAGCCGUUUUCACUAAGUUACGGAUAUAAACUUUCUUUACUUCUUUUUAAAAUUAAUACUAGGACUAUCCCUAGAAUGCAAAUCAAUAUAUAAUAAAACGUUGGCUAUUACUAAUCUAGGCAAGAUUAGUUUCUUCAUGUUACACAGGAAAAGGCAAAACAAUACAUCAUUAUGCCUUGGUUAUUAAAACAGAUAAAUAAAUAAAUAUACCGUUUAUUUGCCACAUUGCAGAACUAACUGAAUUAAAAGGCUAUCAAUUAUUAAUUAACAAAUAAUUAACACUACUACUACUAUAGAAACAAAAGAAAUAUCUUGAAUAACUAUUUACAUAUUCACAUAUUUACUAGCCAAUGAAAUAGAGGAACCUGAAUGCUGGGUUAGGCAACAACUCCUAACUAAUUUGGGCAAGAUUACUUUUAAUAAAAUUAACUUCCCUUGUAGAGUGGCCAUGUGGAAUAAAACUGAAUGCCGUCAAUUAAUGUGCAAUGUGAAUCUUGUAUAGUUAUAUUUCCGUGUAGAUAGGGAUAUUUUAUUGUGGUCAAUCCUUACCAUGUCCUUCUCUCCUCAGACACUGAUAACUGUUAUCCAAACCCGUGUCUAAACAACGGAACAUGUACAGACGGAGUAAAUGACUACACCUGCAUUUGCGUGCCUGGCUUUGUAGGGAAGAAUUGCUCAAAUAGUAAGCCUUUUAAAAUCAAGUGUUACUAUUAAGUUUUUCGUAUUCAGUCUGAACUGUGAAUGGUAAUCGUGUUCCAAGUGAAUAGGUGUACGAUGUAGCUCGUUUCUUUUAGAAAAGUCCUUUUGCAUAAGUUACAGACAUGAAAAGUUUUCUUACCUUUUUAAAAAAUUAAUACUCGGACUAUCCCUAAAAGGCAAAUCAAGACAUAAUUAUGCCUUGGUCAUCACCAAUUUGGGUAAGGUUAGUGCCUUCAUGUUACACAGAAAAAAGCAAAACAAUACAUAAUUGUGCCUUGGUUAUUACUAAUUUGGGUAAGAUUACUUUUAAAAGAAGUUUCCUUCUAAAUGGCGUCAAUUAAUGUGCAAUGUGAAUGUUGUAUAGUUAUCUUUUCCAUAUAGGUUUAGAUAUUUUAUUGUGGUCAAUCAUUACGAUGUCCUUCUUUCCUCAGACACUGAUAACUGUUAUCCAAACCCGUGUCUAAACAACGGAACAUGUAUAGACAGAGUGGAUGACUACAAGUGUACCUGCGUGCCUGGCUUUGUGGGGAAGAACUGCUCAAACAGUAAGGCAUUAAAAUCAAGUGUUAGUAUUGAGAUUUUUGGAUUCAGUCGGAACAGUGAGUGGUAAUCGUGUUCCGAGUAAAUCGCCGCACGACUUCGGUUCUUUCUUUUGGAAAAGUCGUUUUGGUUUAGUUACAAAUAUGAAGUUUCCUUACCUCUUUCAUAAAUUAAAACUAGGACUAUCCCUUUUCUUGUGGUGUGCUUAUGUGGAAUAAAUCUAAAUGUCGUCAAUUAAUGCGCAAUGUGAAUCUUGUAGAGUGAUGUUUUUCGUCUAGAUAUCGAUAUUUUAUUGUGGUCAAUCCUUUCCAUGUCCUUCUCUCCUUAGACACUGAUGACUGUUAUCCAAACCCGUGUCUAAACAACGGAACAUGUAUAGACGGGGUGAAUGACUACAAGUGCAGUUGCGUGCCUGGCUUUGAUGGGAAGAAUUGCUCAAAUAGUAAGCCGUUUAAAAUCAUUCUUUGCAUUAAGAUUUUCAGUUUCAGUCUGAACAGUGAAUGGUAAUCGUGUUCCAAGUAAAUAGGUGCACGCCCUCGCACAUUUCUUUUGGUGUAGUAGUUUUUCAUAACCUAAGUUAGAGACAUAAAGGUUUCCUUAUUUCUUUUAAAACUAAAUAAUAGGACUAUCCCUAAAAGGCAAAUCAAUGGAUAAUUUUUUCUUCGCCAUUACUGAUUUGGGUAAGAUUAGUUUCUUCAGGUUACACGGGAAAAGGCGAAGCAAUACAUAAUUAUCCCUUGGUUAUUACCCAUGUUUGGGCAAGAUUACUUUUAAAAGAAUUUCUUUUCUGGAGUACCCAUGUAGAUUAAAACUGAUUGCAGUCAUUAUUAAAUGCUCAAUGUGAAUCUUGUAUAGUUAUGUUGUCAAUGUACAUAUAAAUGUUUAAUUGUGGUCAAUCCUAACCAUGUCUUUCUCUCCUUAGAUACUGAUGACUGUUAUCCAAACCCGUGUCUAAACAACGGAACAUGUAUAGACGGAGUGGAUGACUACAAGUGCCUUUGCGUGCCUGGCUUUGUAGGGAAGAAUUGCUCAAAUAGUAAGCCUUUAAAACCAGUCUUAGCAUGAAGAUUUUCGGAUUCAAUCUAAACAGUGAAUGGUAAUCGUGUUCGAAGUGAAUUGGCCAACGACCUCGCUCAUUGUUUUUGGAAAAGUCGUUUUCAAUAAGUUACCAGCGGAUAUAAACUUUCUUUACUUCUUUUUAAAAUUAAUACUAGGACUAUCCCUAGAAUGCAAAUCAAUAUAUAAUAAAACGUUGGCUAUUACUAAUCUAGGCAAGAUUAGUUUCUUCAUGUUACACAGGAAAAGGCAAAACAAUACAUCAUUAUGCCUUGGUUAUUAAAACAUAUAAAUAAAUAAAUAUACCGUUUAUUUGCCACAUUGCAGAACUAACUGAAUUAAAAGGCUAUCAAUUAUUAAUUAACAAAUAAUGAACACUCCUACUACUAUAGAAACAAAAGAAAUAUCUUGAAUAACUAUUUACAUAUUCACAUAUUUACUAGGCAAUGAAAUAGAGGAACCUGAAUGCUGGGUUAGGCAACAACUCCUAACUAAUUUGGGCAAGAUUACUUUUAAUAAAAUUAACUUCCCUUGUAGAGUGGCCAUGUGGAAUAAAACUGAAUGCCGUCAAUUAAUGUCCAAUGUGAAUCUUGUAUAGUUAUAUUUCCGUGUAGAUAGGGAUAUUUUAUUGUGGUCAAUCCUUACCAUGUCCUUCUCUCCUCAGACACUGAUAACUGUUAUCCAAACCCGUGUCUAAACAACGGAACAUGUACAGACGGAGUAAAUGACUACACCUGCAUUUGCGUGCCUGGCUUUGUAGGGAAGAAUUGCUCAAAUAGUAAGCCUUUUAAAAUCAAGUGUUACUAUUAA